Messenger RNA from Heterobilharzia americana, 1285 nucleotides. The record is from the annotation of a GenBank genome assembly. NCBI's taxonomy places the organism in Eukaryota, Metazoa, Platyhelminthes, Trematoda, Strigeidida, Schistosomatidae.
GAAGUUGCAUUUUUGGUGGAAGUGAUCAUAAAAAGUCUAUACAACUUUGUGUGUCACGAAAGCACAGUAGUGUUGAGUGUUUUCCGAACAAUGAACCUGGUUGAUAACGUGAAGCAUUUUAUUGUUAGUGAGAAUAAAAAUGUGCAGGUAGCAUCGCACAUGUUCCUGGCACACACAUAUAAACAAGAGGAUCAGAAAGAGAAGACGAUUGAAUUUUUUGUAAAUACUCUUGUCCCCAAGAUUAAAAGCCAUUCAGAGAGGUUUUGUGGAUUCAAAUGUGAAGAAAUUCUGAAAGGUAAACUUCACCUGUUUGCAUUUCUCUUAUGCUUUGUGUUCGUGUAUGCCUUGAAAAUGGAUUAAUUCGUGCAAAUUGAUGGAGGUGUCUCCUUUAAUUCUCCUUAAGCUUUUAUCCGCUCUCAUGACGUGAAACAUAAAAUCUGUCAGAAUGCUUCUGUUUAUUCACUCUUUCUGUGUUUCCGAACACCUAAAAAUUCAAAAGGUGCAUCGUUUCUGAACAUGUUUGAAAUCAAUGAUACAGUUUACUGGUAAUGUACUUAGUUUGAAGUUUGUGCCAUUUUCCAAACACACUGACAGGAAGAGCUUAAUAGGCUUUGAUGUCAUGAGCUUCAAAGUUGUCGAUUAGGAUCCGUAUUGAGAAUUUGUGGACACUCAUACAUCGCUGCAUUACUCCUGCUCGCAUAGCAUCGUCAUUUACAAGGACCCGCAUAAAAUACGAGGUAUCACUGCAUUGAAAUCAUCGUUUUGUUCAAUGAACCAAGUACGAAAUCAUCCAGCAACACGAGUGGCAUUCGAUGUGUUGUCAUAUCCUAUUCCAGAAAUCUCAGCUGAAACCAGACACCAAUUGGCCAACUCACUUUACAUUACUUGUAUGCCGAACUCGCCAGCUGAUGACUACAAUGUUUCAUUUUUGUUCAGAUACAUUCACUCAAUGAUCAAUGAAUGUAAUUUACAUUCCCUGUGAUAUGGAAUUAUGCAGUAUUUUAGCUAAGACUUUCAGUUUGAGUGAAUACGGGUGCUUUAUGUGAACGAGAUUCUACUCCCAGUCAAAAUGAAUUACUUAAUCCUUCCAACUGGACAUGUUUCCUCAUCAAUGUUACUGUGUAGUGAGUUUAUACAGCAAAGUUACUCCCAACCUGCUUCGUGCUGUUUCAGAAAGAGUACUUGUUACUUUUACUGUCCUGCAGAAAGAUAUAAUCUGGAGGCCUCCCAGGACACUAUCAACAUUAGUUUUGUUGUGUUUGCGAGCAUUUUGUUACAGUGAAGG